Megalops cyprinoides (Indo-Pacific tarpon) is the source of this 3930-nucleotide messenger RNA. It is a transcript of the gene bcl2l1, whose product is annotated as BCL2 like 1. The record is from RefSeq and is a predicted model, not a curated record. Bases 397 to 1062 code for a protein of 221 amino acids. The transcript is spliced from 4 exons. Lineage: Eukaryota; Metazoa; Chordata; Actinopteri; Elopiformes; Megalopidae. Gene Ontology annotation, molecular function: protein heterodimerization activity; protein homodimerization activity. Gene Ontology annotation, biological process: intrinsic apoptotic signaling pathway in response to DNA damage; negative regulation of intrinsic apoptotic signaling pathway; extrinsic apoptotic signaling pathway in absence of ligand. Gene Ontology annotation, cellular component: mitochondrial outer membrane.
UCGGAUAUGUAGCCAGCUAGCCAGCUCGCAUUCCCGACGGCCAGCUAUGUGUUGGUAAACACGGUCAUGCUGUUUGAUGAGGUUGUGCAUUUAGAAUUGCUAACGUUUUGACAGCUUUUGGUCUGUCAGUGAAGAUCUGGAUGCUUGAAUUGGGCAAAACAAGUGCCUCGCUAACCAUUAAAUGAAAAGUGUGUCCGUACAACAUUGAAGGGUUCGCUGUUCAAGAUUGCAGUGGCACAGAAGGACAUAGACCAGAGCCAGCCACUGAGACGUCCAGGAGGGGGCAGUAAUGAAAUCGACAGUGUGAGGUGUCGAGAGAAAGAGAGAGAGGGAAAGAGGGGUGGAGUCGUAUCAGGAAGGGAACAGUGAAAGGAGAGGGGAAUCACAAGAGCCAAGAUGUCUUACAGCAACAGAGAACUGGUGGUGUUUUAUAUAAGCUAUAAACUGUCACAGAGGAACUAUUCCUGCAGCCACAUAGGACUGACGAGUGCAAGCGGGGCCAGAGAAGAGCAGGCGGAGGGCGAGGAGGCAGCUGGGGCAGGGCACGUGAACGGGUCAGUGAACGGGGGGAGCCUGGAGCCACCGCCGUCCCCGCGUGGCAUUGAGGCGGUCAAGGAGGCGCUGCGGGACUCCGCCAACGAGUUCGAGCUGCGAUACCGCCGUGCUUUCAGCGACCUCUCCUCCCAGCUGCACAUCACACCGGCUACCGCCUACCAGAGCUUCGAGAGCGUGAUGAACGAGGUUUUCCGAGAUGGCGUCAACUGGGGUCGAGUGGUGGGCCUGUUUGCUUUUGGCGGGGCCCUGUGCGUGGAGUGCGUGGAGAAGGAGAUGAGCCCCCUGGUGGCCAGGAUCGCUGACUGGAUGACCGUCUACCUGGACAACCAUAUCCAGCCAUGGAUCCAGCUCCAGGGAGGAUGGGAUCGCUUUGCUGAGAUCUUCGGGAAGGACGCAGCGGCGGAGUCCCGGCGCUCCCAGGAGAACUUUAAAAGAUGGCUGCUCGCCGGAGUCACGCUCGCCACCGGGCUGCUGAUUGGCUCAUUCAUUGCCAGCAAACGCCACUGAGGUAGUGCGUCGAACAGCGCCACCGCCUGGCAGCCCUCCAACAAACAUGAAGGAACGUUGAAAAAAGAGAAAUUGCCAAGUGUUUCCAUGUUUACUCGUGUCCCACAUCCUAAAGCACUGAGAGAGAGACAGACCCAGCUGCUGCUCCGCAUCAUCGUCUGCAUCGCAAAGAUGUCUGCUCACCAGUACCCACAAUGCAAUGGGAGACUAACGUCACACUACCCACACCGUACCAAACACCCGAAGAGAGGACUGAACGCAGUGUUUCCUCUCUCCUCCCUGUCUUUGUCCAUUCUCUCAUGGUCAUGUAGAUUAUUGUCAAAUUUAUCUUAAGACUUUUAAAUAUAUUGCAUACAUUUUUAUUUUAUUUAUUUUUGUGUGUGGGUCGGGGCAGUGGAAGUGUGCAGCGCUGUUUCUGAGUGAACGUGUGCUGUUUGGUAUUCUUAGAAACUGAGGGAAGGAGGACAGAGAGGAGAUAAACAUGGCUCCUCCUUCACCCCAGUAAGAACCCUCGAUUGUACUGUUCCCUCUCAGACAGAAGGGGGAAGCACUGAAUAGGUAGGUUUUUUUGGCUUUUUCAACCUUUUCCCUAAAGUAUCUUAAAGAUGUUUUGAGCAUUGUGGUCAGGCAUAUAGAGACGUCUGUAUGGAAAAACAUCGUAUCAGAGGAUGCUUUCUGUCCAUGAUAAUGGACACCCAACCUCAUCCAUGCUGAGUAUGUUGAAGGACCGAUCAAAGCAUUUACUGAUGAGCAGUGACCAAUUAAAGCAUUUGUUGAUGAGCAGGGACCAAUUGAAAACACUGUUGAUAAGAAGUCUUUAUCAUACAGAAAAUUGCCACAAAGAGACAGAUUGUGUGAUGUUUUCUUUUAGUUUACUUAUAGGUUUUCUCUCCCUAUUACAAAGUUCCCAAGCGCACACACAUACACACACACACACACACACACACACUGCUCAUGACAUACCUGACAUCUCAUACCAUGGCUUGUUUUUCUCUUUUGUCUGUUGUCUUGUUUGCUGUCCAAAGUUCUAUCUGAAGUACUUAAUCUUGUUUACUUCCAGUAUGCCCUGAUAGGUUUUUGUGACUCCACACAUGCACUCGCUAAUUUGAGUUCUAAAUAAGUGUAACGGAGACCUUUGUACGUUUUCUCUAUAAUAAGUGAACUCUGUCUCUUUGUGUUUCUCAUAGUCUUUCUUAUGCUGCCAUAAUUUUGGAAAUUUAAAAGAAUGCCAGUUAUGGGGAGAAAAAAAGCAAAUUUUCAUGUUUAAAAAAUGUUGGAGAAGCUUGUUUUUUUUGUUUGACAUGCACAUUUGUUUUCAUGGGAGCAUUGCCUCCUCCUAGUGGUGUGAGGUCUUCAUCACAAAAGACUGCAAAUGUAAGUGAAAAUGAAUGCGGAAACAGAAGCAGAACUCCAGCCAAUCAGCAAAAGCGACCCACUCUCCUGCUCUUUCCCAACUCCCACAGACCGCUCCUGCUAAAAUGCUGUAAUUUGAAAUGUGUGGGUCAACAAGCUCUUCAGAGGGGUCCUCCUGUCCAAGAUGUCCGUUUUGAGUAACCCCUGUCAGUGCUGUGUGGGUUUUUUUCCAUAUCACUCAGCAGGUUUCAGGGCGAUUGAAGUACAUAGUCAGCAUGUUAUUGACACAAAACCUUUUUGUACCUCGCAACCCCUGGUCUUUGUCCCAAACAACUUCAGCUACUUAGGUAGUGUGGUAAAUGCCCCUUAGAACUGUGCCCAAAUCAGCAUCCAUCUUCAAACAUUCUGUAUAAGUGUUAGAAGUAGAGGUGGAUAAGCAGAUCCUGGGUUACUUGUUGGGACAGGCCUGGGAUCUGUCUGUUGAGGUAUGGGACCUCCCGACACGUGUGUUUCCCCAGCACUCUCAUAACGUUUUCAGAACGUUAGAUUUUCAUUGUCAGGGUUCUUUUAUUGGUGUGCAUUGUCUGGACUAUAUGGUGGCAACUUUACUUCUCUUUGUUUUUUUUCCCCUCCAUUUGCGCUAUAGAAACACACAUUUGACCCCUGUAGUCACCUACUUGCAGUAUAUUAGCAGGUGUUUUGGUUUUGUUUCAUUUUGUUUUUGUUUGUUUUGUCAUCAUAUAUGUUGAAACAGUGCUAAUAUGUAUCAUUUUCUUUUUAAUAAAAAGAUAUUUACAGAAAACUCCUCAUUUUUAAAGGAAACCCUGUUCAUCUAAAGAAUUUUUGUUAGGUGUGUGUGUUGAAUAGAGGAAUCCACAGAACUGCAGUGAAUCUCCCCAGGUGUGGCCACGCCCCUCCCUGACGGGGUGGGGUAGGCAGGUGAGGUCUUUGAACGUGCUGCAGGACCCUGGUUAGCAUUGUAGCACAGGUACUGAAAGUCCCUGAAGCUGUGAAAUACUUUGACCUUUGACCCCACCUUGGGUGUUCAUGCCCACUGCUCUGGGCGUGGCCUCGUUAUCAUAUGACGUUGCUUUUAUGUUGUCUCAUCUUUCUGUUAAUGCUUCGUCCUUCCAACGUCUUAAUAGGUUUGGUUACUGUUCUGAUUAAUUGAAACAUUUUGUAGACUUAGACCAACUGAGGCACCAUGUGAAAGUGUACAGGCUUUGUUCUUUUGAGUUCUUUUGGUACUUCUAGCCAAGGAGUACCUGCUACAUGACCAGGCGCCAAGAUUAGCUGAGGGUCCCUUUUUUCUACCUUGUACGUUUUAUUUAGUAGCAAAUGAGUAGGCCUGUUUGUCCCAUUCAGGCCUCAUGGCAAAUUGUGACCUGUACUAUGGACAUCCACACUGCCCCACCUGAGUGUGCGUUAGUGUGCAUGUGUGUGUGACUGCAAGUGUGCGUGUGACUGCAAGUGUGUGCCUUUACCCAUUCGUGUAUGUUGUGUGCCUUUACCUUU